This is a messenger RNA of Ilex paraguariensis (yerba mate), 1053 nucleotides long. The record is from the annotation of a GenBank genome assembly. Lineage: Eukaryota; Viridiplantae; Streptophyta; Magnoliopsida; Aquifoliales; Aquifoliaceae.
AUGAUUCAAUUGGGCCACCCCGUUGUAGAUGCAGCUGCUGAAGAUGAUGCUUUGGCUGGGACCUAUAAAGAUCGGAGACUCGAACCAAUCCCUGGAUUCAUGCAGGAUGUUAUUGAACGGUUAAUUGCUAUGCAAAUUGUUACUGUGAAGCCAGACUCUUGCAUUAUUGACAUCUUCAAAGAGGGUGACCACUCACAGCCUCAUAUGUGGCCACAUUGGUUUGGAAGGCCUGUGUGUGUGCUGUUCUUGACGGAAUGUGAUAUGACUUUUGGGAAAGUAAUUCUGGCAGAUCAUCCUGGGGAUUAUAGAGGCUCUUUAAAGCUUUCUCUCACACCUGGAUCAAUGCUUGUAAUGCAAGGAAGAGCUGCAGAUUUCGCCAGACAUGCACUUCCCUCGCUACGAAAACAUCGCGUACUGGUUACAUUGACAAAGUCACAACCGAGGAAAACCCCAAGUGAUGGUCAGCGCUUCUCUUCACCUGUAGUAACGUCACACUCACACUGGGUCUCACCUCCCAGCAGGUCACCAAAUCAUAUUCGUCAUCCCGUGGGUCCCAAGCAUUAUGGGUCAUUGCCAACAACCGGGGUAUUACCAGCUCCAGCUGCUUGUCCACAGCUUCCACCUCCAAAUGGCAUCCAGCCAAUUUUUGUGCCCUCGACAGUUGCAACAGCCAUGCCUUUUCCUGCACCAGUUUCUCUCCAACCCGCCUCAGCUGGGUGGACUGCAGCUCCUCCACCUCGUCUACCUGUCCCUGGCACUGGUGUUUUUCUUCCUCCUGGUUCGGGCAAUGCAUCAACUCCAUCAUUAUCAUUAGCUACGGCAACCGAGAGCUUUUCUAUGGAGACCCUGUCCCUGUCAGAGAAGGGCAAUGGUUCAGGAAAACCAAAUGGUAACAACAGUGCUUAUCCGAAAGGUAAAGUAGAUGAAAUAGUGCAAUGGCAGGAGUGCAAUGGCAUGAACGACGGAACUGGUGGGACAAUGUUGACGACAAAGGAAGAACAGCAGCAAAGUGUUGAUUCAAAUACAGCUGGCAAACCAGCUGGGGCAGUUUAG